This is a messenger RNA of Symbiodinium pilosum, 2004 nucleotides long. Lineage: Eukaryota; Dinophyceae; Suessiales; Symbiodiniaceae. The record is from the annotation of a GenBank genome assembly.
GUUGGACGACAGUGCUUCGCAGGUGUUGCUUGACUGUCUCAUGCAGCGCAAGAACAAGAAGCCACAGCCAGCUGUGGCUGAGAAGGCCCCUGAGGAUGAUACCGCGAGUCCCCUCACAGGCAAGGAAAUGGCUGCCAGGAAGGCGUGGUUGCCCCCCAAGCAUGAGGAAGAACCAUCUGCUAAGAAGCCAGGGCUGAGUUCUAUCCUGAAGAAACCUUCUGUUGCCCCGCAGCCCAAGAAAGCUUGCGAAGAUGGUGCUGAGGACUUCCAGCGCCAGCUGGAAGCGGAGAUUGAUACGCAGAUUGAUGAGGUGAAAGAUGAGCCGAAAGAUGAAGAAAAGGCGGAAACGCCGGCGCCACCCAGCAAGUAUGCAAAGGCCAACAGCACCAGCCACCGGACGGAAUGGAUGAAAAUGACGAGGCGCUUUGAGUGUGAGGAUGCGCGUGCGAAGUGGCCCGAGAUUGCAAAGCUUUGGGACUCGUGCCGUGAGGCUGGUCAUGAAUGGGCCAAAAUCGAAGCACUGGUCCGCAAAGGCGGCGAAGAGGAUGAGGACGCGCCGGACGAUCCCUGCAGCACCCUCUAUUGGGCCCGCACCGGGGGCAAGAAGAGCGAAUGUGAUUCCCGGAAGCAGGUGAUUCAGACAGAUGUUGCGGUGCGCACGGAUGCCGACAUGGCCGAGUCCCUUCUGGGCGGGGCCUCAUCCGAGAGUUCUGGGCGGGCGAGGUUUGCAGACAAGGCCACGGCUGACGGGUUGGGUGUUUUGAACGACCUCCGGAACAACCCCGCUGGCAACACCAAAGGGACCAACGACAUGGAGGAGCUGGAUGAGGGCGAGCUGGGAGAUUUCAUGGCUGAGUGCGAAUCCGUGGUGGAGGAGUGCAAGCUGGUGCGGGUUCAGGCCCGGGCAGUUGUGGCUGAGCGCAAGAAGGGCAAGUUAGCGCAAACCGUGGGUCAUGGCUACAGCUCUAUGCUGCAUUUGGCCUCUCUAGCCGAGAUUGUUGACAGCGACUUACUGUCGACUCUUGACGAAACGAACACGAAAGAGCGUGAUGUGCACAAUGGUGCAAAACGGCUGGGCAUAUCGCUGCCUGCUAACAUUUCCUAUGUGGAUAUCCCUUUGCAGAAGUCAGCGGAUGACAGAACUGUUGUCUACGAAAAGUGGCCUCUCCUGCUGCCUUAUGAGUUAGUUAGUGGUAUUCUCAAUCAUGGAUUCCUGGAAAGUUUGGUGCCUGAUCUGGCCUUGAUUCCCCGCGUCUGGGAGCAGAUCUUCUUCGAUUUUCCGGUGAUGAAUCUUCGAGCCUUUGUGACUGGGUUCAAGGGUGACUGGAAAGGGAUCAAGCAGGUGCUGAAUUUCAUUCGUUAUGCAGACAAAGAUGAGGUGGGACUGGAGUCUAUGGACUACGCGUUUACAAAUUUGGAUGACUCGGCCCCAUUCUGGAGAACGCUUUACACUGAUGAGCCAUGGACAAUUGCACCUGCGUACAGUGGCCUCAAAGGAUUUGAUUUGCGUAUGGCAAUGCCAGAUAUCCUUCACGUAUGGCAUCUAGGAGUCGGCAGAGAUUUAGCAGGCUCGGCCAUUGUCUUUAUGAUCAAGGAGACUGAUAUUUUUCAGGGCGCUAACCAAGGAGAACGUUUGCAGAAUGCAACAAUGAGCCUCAAACAAUUUGCCAGAUCUCAGAAGCUGCCCCUGAAGCUCCACAAAUUGAGCAAGACAAAGUUGGGAUGGACCGGGAAGACAUUUCCUGAACUGAAAUCCAGCGGCUACGAUACCUACGUGACACUCAAGUGGCUGCUUCAGCUUUCCCGUGAAUUUUCUGAUGCCCUACCAAACUCCCUUUGCUCGUGUUUGUGGACGGCUGAUCAUGUCAUUUCGCUGCUUACGAAUGCAGGUCGCUACUUGACUGAGGAAGAACAAUUGAACAAAGAAAUGUUCGGCAUGCUGUUCCUUCGGGAGUACAUGGUAUUGGCCAGCGUAGCAUUGACUCAAAGGAAACGUUUGUACAG